AGAAGCACAUUUAAUUAGUAGAAAGUAACCAAUCAGUGAACGACAAUCAAAUCAAAAGACAUGAAAUAAAUGCAUGAAAACGGAUGAGAAAAAAAAUCUAUAGAAAAAUAAGAAUUGUGACCAAAAUAAACAUUUUUACAAAUCAGUGAUCUCAGAUGUACAACUGUUUUUAAAUUACCUUAAAACGAGUUGGUAUUUUUGUAACACAAUUUUAAAUGAGUGUCAUGUUGUGCUUCUACGAUCUACAAACAGUUGUUAAAUUGUUUUUCUCAAUUCUUAUUUUGGCCUAUAACAUGUCAAUCUUCAGUCAGUCUUUUAAAACUACUCCAGCCUGACAUACACAUAUGAAUUAUGAAUGAUACUUUGGGGAUUGUAACCCUUUAAAUGCCAGUUUGUUGAAAAAACUCCACAGUUUUUUUAUUGAAAAAAAAAAGAAUAAUAAUUUUCAAAAAAUACAUUUCAAGGAAUAUUUGAUUAUUGUUGUUAUUAGGUCCCUACAUUAGUCAAUGAUUGGCAUCAACAUUGAUUUGAAUGCAUUGUUUGUUUUUUUGCAGUGUCAGAUUUAAACAAAAACUCACACUCGUGUUCCAAAGGCCAAAAAUGGCCACCUUCACAAAAACUGCUAUAAAAAUAUGAUAUAUUCAUAUUUGUUCCCACUUUCAAAGAGUCAGUCUUUUAAAACUACUCCAGCCUGACAUACACAUAUGAAAUAUAUUUUUAACCCUUUAAAUGCCAGUUUGUUGAAACAACUCCAGUUUUUUUAUUGAAAAAAACUAGAAUAAUUUUCAAAAGACACAUUUCAAGGAAUAUUUGAUUAUUGUUAUUAUUAGGUCCCUACAUUUGUCAAUGAUUGGCACCUUGCAACGAGUUGGUAUUUUUGAACCACAAUUUUAAAUGAGUUUUAUGUUGUGCGUCUACGAUCUACAAACAUCUAAAGGUUGUUAAAUUAUUUUUCUCAAUUCUUAUUUUGGCCUAUAACAUGUCAAUGGCAAUCAGAGUUACCCAAAGUCCAAGUUAACGGCUUCAAAUGUCUUGUUUUGUUCACAAGUAAUCACAUUUAUGAAGACGGAAUCAGACAAUUGAACUUGUAUUUUUCUUUAUUUAAGUGGACAUAUUAUUUAAUGGUUCACAAUAAUCUCUAUCAGUUUAGUUGAAUAAUUGUGAAUCCGUAAAAAGAAUGAACAAAGCGUCCUUUUAUCAGCCAAACAAGGGGAAAUCACUUUGAACACAUUACAGGCUACUGCAGCCCCUGAAGUGCACAUAUGGCCGUUUUAUCACAACCGCAAGACUCUGUACAUGUUUGAUCGUUUCCAGGGUACAUGAAGAGUUCCCUGUAAGUGAAUCUGCCAUAACAGAUGUUUAACUAGUGAGCAGGUGGAGUCCAGUGGAGGUGAUCCUGGACAUCACACACAGGGCUGCAGAUGGACAACAGAUGAAGGACAGGAAUGUGUAAGUUAGACGUGACCGUAAAACUUUCAGCACAUCUGCAGAUCAUAUUGCAGCUUUUUACACUGCAGAUACAUUUUCCUGUCUUUUAUCUGGACAUGUUCUGCAUUGUCUCACUCGACUAGAGGCACAUUGAUCACAAAGAUACAUCAAAUACCCUCAGAGUCUUAUAAAGUGUUGACGAAUGAUGAAUGAUGCUGAGAGUUCUGAUAGGGAACAGGUUUGAGGCAGACUUUGAAGUGGAGACUGAAGAAGACCCUCCCCCUCUGCAGAGAAUAUACCCUCCAUCCUCUUGUACUUCACUGGAUUACUUCGCUUUGGACUGCCACUACAGGAUGAAGACUGCUGGAGUUCUGCUCGUCUUAUCGGUGGCUCUGUGUGCCGCUCAGAUAAAGAAAAUAAGUGGGAGACCGGAGUGGGAUUUCAGAAAUGAAGCGGAGAAAGUGAACACCAAAGCAUGUUCCAACCUCACGCUGGUGUUAGACAACUGGAAAUACGCCAUCAUGACGCAGGUCAAAGAUCUGCUGCUGCACGACCACAGCACCGUGCUGCCCGACUAUGGACGGAUCCAGCCGCUGUCAGACGCUCUGGGAGAUCUGUACGGGGAGUUCAACGCCCUGAAGGAGCGCCUCUCUGAGCUCACCGUCAAGUUCGAGGGAGUGGAGGGCUUUGUGGACGACGUGCGCUCAGGAAGGAAGCCUUCACAGCCCCGAGGUGAAGCCAGACCCCGGGGGUGGCAGCCAGGGGAGGGGGGGGCUGCAGGCUUCAAUGCUGGGGGUCAAGGCAGGAGGAGGAGGGUGGUCGUUCGGAGAAUCAAGAAACCUGCAGCUUGA
Messenger RNA from Gymnodraco acuticeps, 2279 nucleotides. RefSeq lists its product as uncharacterized. The coding region runs from base 1638 to 2279 and encodes 213 amino acids. The transcript is spliced from 4 exons. The record is from RefSeq and is a predicted model, not a curated record. Lineage: Eukaryota; Metazoa; Chordata; Actinopteri; Perciformes; Bathydraconidae.